Molecule: messenger RNA, 2368 nt
Organism: Hippocampus comes (tiger tail seahorse)
Lineage: Eukaryota; Metazoa; Chordata; Actinopteri; Syngnathiformes; Syngnathidae
Gene: gjb10
Product: gap junction protein beta 10
Exons: 2
Coding region: 239-1024 (261 amino acids)
Biological process (GO): cell-cell signaling
Cellular component (GO): connexin complex
Molecular function (GO): gap junction channel activity
Source: RefSeq, a predicted model, not a curated record
GAAGAAAAAAGAGAGAAAAGCAGACGCAUGUCGUCGCUUCGACCAACAGUGGUGGAAUGGCUUUGCCACACCUGAGCAGGCAAGUUACAUUUUGCAAGGACAUGGCAGAGGAACAGCUCCACCCUCCCCUCGUCGGUCCUGUUGACAACUGCUCAGAUUGCCCCGUCGGCAAGCUUCAUCCAAGUUCUGCUCCUCCGUCUUGCACUCAGGAAGAAAGAAGCAACGAAAGUGAUUCACCAUGAACUGGGGCUUCCUCCAGGGCCUCCUGAGCGGGGUGAACAAGUACUCCACUGCUUUCGGGCGAGUGUGGCUAUCCAUCGUGUUUGUCUUCAGGGUGCUGGUGUUCGUGGUAGCGGCCGAAAAGGUUUGGGGUGACGAGCAGAAGGAUUUCAAAUGCAACACCGCUCAGCCGGGUUGCCACAACGUCUGCUAUGACCACUUCUUCCCCGUGUCCCACGUGAGGCUGUGGGCCCUGCAGCUCAUCUUCGUCACCUGCCCCUCGUUCCUGGUGGUGAUGCAUGUGGCCUACCGGGAGGACCGCGAACGCAAGAACCGCCUCAAGUACGGCGAGAACUGCCGCCGCCUCUACCAGAACACGGGCAAGAAGCGCGGCGGUCUGUGGUGGACCUACGUCCUGACUCUGGUCUUUAAAGUCGGCGUGGACACCACCUUUGUCUACCUCCUUUACCAUAUCUACGAGGGCUACGACUUCCCCUCGCUCAUCAAGUGCGAACAGAAGCCGUGCCCCAACACGGUGGACUGCUUCAUCGCCCGGCCCACUGAGAAACGAAUCUUCACAAUCUUCAUGGUGGUCACCAGCCUGGCCUGCAUCUUUCUCUCUGUUUUGGAGAUUGUCUACUUGGUGGGCAAACGCUGCCGCGAGAUCUUCAGCGGUGUCUAUCAUCACUCUCACCACAUGGUGCCCACCAGUGGCAGCAAUUUGAUGGAAUCAAACGCUCUCAAGUUGCCCAAAAAGAACACGCCGGUCACACCUGCUCCGGCGUACAGCGUGGCCGUAUCUUGAAAUUAUGUUUUAUGUUGUUUUUUCUUUCAGGUAAAGACUUGACAAGGCAGGCACUUUUUUUAAUGACAUGAGAAAAUGAUCUUUACUGACUUCUCAUUGUCUGGAAAUUUGAGGUUCUUGCCCCAUAACGGCCCGUCAAAGUAGUCUUUUUUUUGUGACAUUUUGAGAGACAAAGCGAGAAAGUCACUUUUAUGUGAAGCGGGCUUUUGGACCAUACAUGAGUCAUUCUGUGAUUUGGAGAGUGUGGUCUCACACAGAUACACACACACACACACACACACACACACAUGGUUUCUGUGUAAGAUUUUCCUCUCUGAGCAGUGCCAAACCUCCAAAUGUUUUCAUUCAAAUUAUACAGUCUUUUCAAAUCGCACAUACACUGCAUCGACAAAACUCUUGAGACUCUCCUCUUCAUCCAGUUAAUUACAGACUGGGCCAGACUCUUUAGUACCCUCUGAAACUGCAUUUUUUGAAAUGAAUUAAGAAUUUAUGUUCUUCAAACACUGUGGGAGCAAAUAAAAACCACCUGAUUUUAGGAGAACUUGAAAGCCCUGAACUGGGGAUGAGCAUUUGACGACAUUUUCUGGAUCAGCUCGGGGGAAAAUGAACAAUCAUCUAACACGCAGGUGAAUGGGCAGAACGUUGGAUGAGGAGUUGUGACGUUUGGGGUUUGAAUCUAGUUUCCCCUGUUUUUGCGCGGGUCUUCUCCGUCUUCCUCCCAAAUUCCCAAAACACGUUUGACUCUAAAGGCCAUCGUUGUGAAUGUGAGCGUGAAUGCUUGUUUAUGUACAUAGUUUGUGCUGUGUGUGUAGCCUACAUCUAUCCCAGUCUGCUGGGGUUGACUCCACAUCUUUGAAUGUUCUGAACUCCUGCUUCCAUGCCAGUGUUGUCGUACUCAACUUCGCAAAGCUGAUCUAGUGUACGAGUGUAACGAGUUGAGACCAAAUCAAAUGCUGUUUGCAACCAAGUAGGGCACUCAGUUUUGCUUAAGUUGCGAUAAUUGAUCGCUAAAAAUCGCUUCCACACCGUUUUCCUAACGAUCAUUGAAUUGACUGUUAUGUAAAACCAUGACAGUAACUGCCAUCACAUAGAGACUAUGAGCCAAGCAUAAUUCCCAAACGAGUGGAAUCUGGAACAUCUUCAAUCCACUUUUUACUUGCGGUGUGGUCACGUCCCAAUACUUUUGUCCACAAUGCGUGUGUCGAUAUCAGCGCGUGUCCAUUUGCUUCCAUUGUUUUACACUGUGCAUGUAAUUUAUCACCACUGUAAAAGAUUCAAGUUGAUUGUUUUUACACUGUUAAGAUGUUCAGGAUGUAUAUUUGCAUUAAAUAGACUUGUUUUCCA